CCUACGAUCAUCUACAAUCAUUUCGUAUUUAUCAAAUCGUAUCGGAUCGUAUCGUAUCGAACAAAAUAUAGAAUCAAUUUAAUAAAGGAAUAGGUGAAAAGUGCGAAAAGUAAAAGUGCUACGAAAUAUCGUGAAGAAGAUGAAAGAUGAAAGUUUACUGAUGUAGUCUUCCAGAUAGAUGAUACAAUAACAAAAAAUAGGCAACAGAUGCAUUUAACUUUAGAUGGUGCAAGAAUGCAAUUUUCAUUUAAAGAUCUUUCUUUAAAGUACCACGCUUGUCCCGUUUGUCUGUAACUGCAGGAACAGAACCGAACAUAAAGUGUUUUAGAUGUACAAAUGGUAGAACAAGUGGUGACUCAGCAAUUUUGUUGAUGUGAUUACGUCACAGAACAUUGUGUGAAAGCUGGUGGCCCAAGGCAACACUUUCCUAUUGCUCAUUGAAGAAUGUUUGUUAAACCAUAGUGUUUUCGCAAUAGCAGCAAUCAAAGUUGACCACAGCAUGGAUACGCUUACGACGGGUAUUAUCACCGCUGAGGACGUACAGUUGGUUAUGGCUAGGAGCAUACAAGCCUCGUCGCAUGUCGUAUCGUACGGCUUGAAACGAAUAAGCGAUGAACCCAUCGGAUAUCUGGCAGACCACUUCAUCCUAGCGGUGGAUGUUGAAGAGAAAUUAGUGCAAACGAAGCGAGAGCAUGCAGAAGAACGUGACACAUCCUCUACAAGCACCGAUGCAAACAUUGCAACUGGCAGCCAAAGCAAAUCCUUCUUCGUAAAGAUGCUACCGGAGAAAAACCCAAAGCUGGCCGAGUACAUAGCUGAGAUGAAUUGUUUCAAGAAGGAAAUUUUCGUGUACAGCAAGCUGUUGCCAGAGCUAGCUCGGCACUGUCAUGGCAUUGGGAACGUAGUGGCCAACACCUACCUUACGAAGCAAACGAAUCUGAUUGUUUUCGAAAACUUGAAGCAGCAAGGCUACAGCAUGAUGGUGGAUCGGGGGACAAGUUUACUUAAUCAGGCGCACAUUGAGAUUGCCUUACGGACGAUCGCAAAAUUACACGCAAUGUCGUUAAUAUAUGAAGAACGUACCAAAACAACGUUAGCUGAAGUAACGGCCAAGCUUUCUGGGGACAGUGGAGCAUGUAUGCUAGAGGAAAACGUGUACGUUAAUCAGGAUGCGUACGUGCGAACUACAAACAUAGAGAAUUGCAUACAGGUGAUGUGUGAAGUAGCGAAAAGGAUUGAUAAGUAUCGAAAUUCAGACCGGCUGGAAUUCAUACUGAAACGUAUCCCACUGGUAGUACGACGAAUUUAUGACCUGGCCAAGCCAUCGACCAUGUUCCGCAACGUGUUAAACCAUGGAGAUUUGUGGUGUAACAACAUCUUGUUUAAGUACGAAGCAAAAGUAAAUGGAACUAAAACAGUUCAACCUAUCGAUGCAAAGUUGGUGGACUUUCAGUUUUCGCGAAUCGCACCACCGGCAUACGACGUGAUGGCUCUCAUUAUGAUAUCAACGCUGAGCGGAUUUCGGGAACCGCUGCUAGACCACUGGAAGGAUUUGUACUACACCAGUUUGGCUUCACAUUUGACGACAAACCAGCUGGAGGUGGAGAAAGUUUUACCAAAAUCCAAGUUUCUCGACUCCUGUGCACACUACCAUCUGGCCGGAUUGAUCGAAAGCUGUAUGUACUUUCACUGGCCACCCGAACCAGAUUGUUACGAGCGGGAUGAUAGUACGGAAGAUGAUUUUGAUUGCAAAAACAAUUCCAGCGUGUUCGUGAGGGCCAGCAUACGAGGGUUCGAAAAGUAUGAACAGUAUCGUACACGCAUUAGUGAUAUGAUCACCCAAAUUGUUGACAAGUACGUGCUAGAACAAUAAACCGUUUUGUUCGUUAAAUGUUGAAAAUGUGAAAAGGAACGCACAGCAAUCAAUUGGGUGCAUUGUUUUGAUCUAAUUCCUUGGAUCAAAUGGUUUACACAAAGUUAUCGUAAAGAGUAAUGUAAAAGACAGUGUAGAAUAAUAUAUAACAUGAUGUGAAUAUACAUAGAUGUUGUCGAAUUUAUAUAAAACAUAUACACUACUUAAUGAGGCUUCAAGAAUGUUAUACUAACAAAAAGAACAUAUAUUUUUUAGUAAAGAAUCUAUAAAUAAAACGAUAAUU
Molecule: messenger RNA, 2156 nt
Organism: Anopheles moucheti
Lineage: Eukaryota; Metazoa; Arthropoda; Insecta; Diptera; Culicidae
Exons: 2
Coding region: 500-1873 (457 amino acids)
Source: RefSeq, a predicted model, not a curated record